UAGGAAGCUGAUGUGUUAUUCCUUCUUCACAUCGAAGGAUCAGGAAGUUUGUGUUGUCUGCGUGGCUAAGAAGUUGUUCUCCUCCUGAGGCAGGGGUAGGGGAGAGGGAACAGGUGCCCUCCUAAAAAAAGCGCGAACGACCGCCCGCGUGCAGCAUAACCCAGAAUUCCUAUCAGGAAACAGGUGAGAAUGACCACUUUAACUCACCGGGCUCGUCGCGCUGAAGUAAGCAAGAACUUUGAAAAGAAGGCAGAAAGUGAGGAAGACUUUUAUCCAGAAAGGAAACCAGAUGUAGAAGACCCUGGAGAUUCUAAGGAUAUACGCCUCACCCUUAUGGAAGAAGUACUGCUCCUGGGGCUAAAAGAUAAAGAGGGUUACACAUCUUUCUGGAAUGACUGCAUAUCAUCUGGCCUGCGAGGGGGCAUCCUGAUAGAGCUGGCAAUGCGGGGUCGAAUCUAUCUGGAACCCCCCACCAUGCGUAAGAAGCGACUGCUAGACAGAAAGGUAUUACUCAAGUCAGACAGCCCAACAGGUGACGUUUUACUAGAUGAAACUCUCAAACACAUCAAAGCGACUGAACCCACAGAAACCGUGCAGACAUGGAUAGAGCUGCUCACUGGUGAGACCUGGAACCCCUUCAAAUUACAGUACCAGCUGAGAAAUGUGCGAGAGCGAAUUGCUAAGAACCUGGUAGAGAAGGGGAUUCUAACCACUGAGAAGCAGAAUUUCCUCCUGUUUGACAUGACCACUCAUCCAGUGACCAACAUGACUGAGAAACAGAGACUAGUGAAAAAACUUCAAGACAGUGUCCUGGAGCGCUGGGUCAAUGACCCUCAGCGCAUGGACAAGCGAACGUUGGCGCUCCUGGUGCUCGCCCACUCCUCCGACGUGCUGGAGAACGUCUUCUCCUCCCUGACAGAUGACAAGUAUGACGUGGCGAUGAAUCGAGCCAAGGACAUAGUAGAACUGGACCCUGAAGUCGAGGGGACAAAGCACAGUGCCACCGAGAUGAUCUGGGCUGUGUUGGCAGCCUUCAAUAAAUCCUAAAGCCAGCAGGCAGGUCUUUCCUUCACCCUCACUGGCUGCUGACUGUCAGAGACCCCAUUCUGAGCUUUGUGUGAUGAGCUGUUUUCACCACUCACUCCAGCCCCUUCUCUUGAGUCAGACGCAUGAUUUGAGGAGAGGAACUUCAGGUCUUCUCCACAGACUUCGGCCACUGUCAGCAGGUUCCGCUUCUCCCUGUACUUCCACUCCAUAGGUGAAUAAACAGGGUGACUCCAUACACACCCAAUAAACACUUUCUUCCAUUUCUUGGCUUAGUUUCAUCCACUGUGCUUUCUGAGAAAUAGGAAUAUUUAAGCAAGAUUUGGGAUAUUCCAGCAGAAUGUGACUGAGAUGAUAAAGAGCAAACCAUUUAUUAUA
Messenger RNA from Ochotona princeps (American pika), 1422 nucleotides. RefSeq names its product golgi phosphoprotein 3 like (gene GOLPH3L). The transcript has 5 exons. Gene Ontology annotation, molecular function: phosphatidylinositol-4-phosphate binding. Gene Ontology annotation, cellular component: trans-Golgi network; cytosol; Golgi cisterna. The record is from RefSeq and is a predicted model, not a curated record. NCBI's taxonomy places the organism in Eukaryota, Metazoa, Chordata, Mammalia, Lagomorpha, Ochotonidae. Gene Ontology annotation, biological process: Golgi vesicle budding; retrograde vesicle-mediated transport, Golgi to endoplasmic reticulum; Golgi to plasma membrane protein transport. The coding region runs from base 190 to 1047 and encodes 285 amino acids.